Triticum aestivum (bread wheat) is the source of this 1065-nucleotide messenger RNA. RefSeq names its product putative 4-hydroxy-4-methyl-2-oxoglutarate aldolase 1. Bases 338 to 844 code for a protein of 168 amino acids. Gene Ontology annotation, molecular function: ribonuclease inhibitor activity. The record is from RefSeq and is a predicted model, not a curated record. NCBI's taxonomy places the organism in Eukaryota, Viridiplantae, Streptophyta, Magnoliopsida, Poales, Poaceae. Gene Ontology annotation, biological process: regulation of RNA metabolic process. The transcript has 2 exons.
UGAUAGAGCAGAGCUCCACCUCGUCUCCUCUUGUUGCUCUGCUCGGCUCGAACCCACCGCAGACCGGAGGCACGCACGCCGGCCGGGGACCUCCUCCUCCAACGCCGCCGCCGCCCUAAUUCCUCCCUCCCUCACUCCAAGCCUCUACUCCAUCACCAAUCUCCCGCCGUCGCCACGCCGCGGUCGAGGGUCUAGUCCGCCUUUCCUGGCGCCGCCGGAGGGUGACGACCGCCGGCGACCGGAGCGGACUUCGCUCGAGCCGUACGCCUACGCCGACUCCGGUGGCCACUCCAGUAAGUGCCGACAGCGCUCGUGCAGCAGCCCUGCUGAACCUAAAAUGGCGGCCCUGCCACUGGCCACCGCGGAGGCCUGCGACGCGAACUCGCACAUGAUCACCAGCGGCGAGCUCCGCGCGCUGCAGCCAGUCUUCCGGAUCUACGGCGGGCGGCGGCUCUUCGCGGGCCCUGUGGUGACGGUCAAGGUGUUCGAGGACAACGUCCUGGUCCGUGGCAUCCUUGAGGAGAAAGAUGAGGGCAGGGUCCUGGUGGUCGACCGCGGCGGGAGCCUCCGCCGCGCCCUCCUGGGGGGCAACAUCGCCAUGCUGGCGCAGAACAACGGGUGGGCCGGCAUCAUGAUCAACGGCUGCGUCCGGGACGUCGACGAGAUCAACGAGUGCGACAUCGGCGUGCGGGCUCUCGGCUCGCACCCGAUGAAGUCGGACAAGAGGGGGGUGGGCGAGAAGCACGCCCCGGUCACCGUCGCCGGCGCCAGGAUCUGUGAUGGUGAGUGCCUCUACGCCAACGCCGACGGCAUCCUCGUAUCGAAGACCGAGCUCAGCGUGUAGUGCAGGGCUCCCCAGUUGCCUGUGCUGUUCCCCUCUGUGUAUGUAUUUUCUGGCGUGUAAAAUGAUGUAUGAAUGCAUGAACUGGGCAGUUGCUCCUUCAGAACAGAAGCUCUGAUAUCUGAACUUGAGAUGUCAUGAGCUCUCAACUGAACAUGUAAAUGAUAAUGGCAGGCUUGUCUUGCUUGAUCAAAAGGAAUGAACAAUGGGGAUAAUAAUACUUA